Peronospora matthiolae is the source of this 249-nucleotide messenger RNA. The record is from the annotation of a GenBank genome assembly. NCBI's taxonomy places the organism in Eukaryota, Oomycota, Peronosporomycetes, Peronosporales, Peronosporaceae.
AUGGGGGACACUGUCUUGAAGCAUCGAGCUGAGUUUGCCUUUGCUCAGCUUGAGAACGAGAGAUCUCUGACAUCUCUUCGUGACGAGCUAAGGGUAGCUCGUGGGAUUGUUGAUCGGUCUCGGGCUGAGAUAACUGCUCUUCAGACCCUUGUUGAUGCCCACCAUCGGGAGCAGAAGGCUCUCUGCGAGAUGCUUGAGCGCAAGGGCGUUCUUCAUCGGAAGAAGCAGCGUACUGAUGGUACGGCUUAA